This is a messenger RNA of Malassezia globosa CBS 7966, 1632 nucleotides long. RefSeq lists its product as uncharacterized. The transcript has a single exon. Bases 1 to 1632 code for a protein of 543 amino acids. NCBI's taxonomy places the organism in Eukaryota, Fungi, Basidiomycota, Malasseziomycetes, Malasseziales, Malasseziaceae. The record is from RefSeq and is a predicted model, not a curated record.
AUGCUGUAUGACAUCGAUGCACAUGCUCAAGUAAUGGGUCAGAGCCGCGCACGCUUCGUGCCUGUUGCACGCGUAUGGAUUCCCCUCAUUGCUUGUGAGCUCACUGUGCCGAUUCUCCCUUUGCAUGGCGGAAGCGAUGUACUGGGCAUGUGUCAAAUCCAAGUCACCUGGCUUGCGCAGCAUCGUGCCUGUCGUAUCAAAAUUAGCGAUGUUCAUGGAUUGUCGUCAAAUGACUUGAACGUCGUGCACUGGCAGCUCCGGUUGGGCUCUCACACGUAUGCGACGCAGCCUGUUGACUUGCAUUGGCAAGACCCACAAGCGACUUGCAUGCAGCAUACAUGGAAGCACGCGUGUUGCAAGGAAUGGCCCGAUGCAGUUGUUGCGACGCUUUUCGCUCAACCCACACGGACUUUUCUUACAAAAAUCGAGGCACAAGACCAGAGGAUCGAGCUCGAAGCUUUGCGGAGUCAAGUGUCAGCGCAUGCAGCUCAGGAUCUUGCGCAAGUUAUGUGUGAUGAUGAGGAUAAGACUGAAAGCAAUGACAUUCGUCCGCGGCAUGGCUCCUUUGCAGGUAGCUCGUGUCGCAAACACGAGCGACAUCGUCGCUGGGAACAGUGUUACGGAGUGUCCAUGCGGAUCCACCUCCAAGAAGAAUCUACGUGGUUGAAUCUACAGCAACAAUGCAUUGUUCCCUUGCAACAUCAUUCACGUCAUCCAUGCUCAGUGCCAUCCUGGCUUCUUCGCGAUGCACCAGCGCACCUGGUGUGCGUCACACUUACAAAGCCGGCUACGGGAACUGUGCCCUGGACGCACAUUAAGCGGGCGCGGAUGGGAAACGUUUCGCUUGUCGAUGCGCGUGGCAAGGAGCGUGGACAUGAUGCUCGCUUCGUACCUCUGCAGCGUGUGGGAGUAUCGACGACGACGACGAGUGACCAGUGUUUGUGCUUGCAGCUGCUGUGGCACAGAGCAACGCAUGAUGUACCCGAGCCUCGAGCUUACUUGGAUACGUGGCAUGCGACGCUAUGUGUUGACGUUGCUCACGACUGGGGUAUGCCUACUCUCACAUUCACAACACAUGUGCAGCUCAAAUGGCAACGUGUGCAGGGUACUGUUCCAGCCAUGUGGGAUUUGACACUCUGUGCAGGCGAGCAUGUCAUGUACACGCACUAUUGCGUGCGUUGGACUCCCACUCGUGCCCACCGUCUUGAGGAUCUCUGGCGCGUAGACACACGGACUAUUCAAAUGCCUGGCAGUCGCCUUUUGGGCUCCUCGUGGCACGUCCGUGGCUUGUCGCUCGUGCGUGACUACCUCGCCGAACUAAUAUGGGCACGCCGUCUUUUACAUGCCCUGUGGCGUGGCAAGCCAGAAGAAGUACCUCGGUGGGAACCGGUCCAGCAUGGCCGUGGGGAAAACAACAACGAUUCAUUCGCGAUGCUCCGUGCGCAUUGGCGUGGCCUAAGCGCGGCAAAAAGCGAGGCGUUUGUCGGAUCGGCCGAAAUCGCCGAUACCUCUGUGUGCACGAUGCGUGGACCGCUCACGAUUCAGACCGAUACCAGGAACGAUGUGUGGAGCCAAGUCUGGUGCGAAUUGCGAGGGUACGUGGGAAAAGAACGAUUCGGCUAUGGUUGCUAA